Messenger RNA from Anguilla rostrata (American eel), 1111 nucleotides. Its product is annotated as C-type lectin domain family 4 member E-like. Gene Ontology annotation, molecular function: signaling receptor activity. The transcript has 6 exons. Bases 326 to 877 code for a protein of 183 amino acids. NCBI's taxonomy places the organism in Eukaryota, Metazoa, Chordata, Actinopteri, Anguilliformes, Anguillidae. The record is from RefSeq and is a predicted model, not a curated record.
GUUCGAUCAAAAGAUGAUGAAUAUGAAAAUACAGGAGGUAUCUACACUGGACUAAUCUUGCCUGAUAAUAAUGAAUACAGCACAUUGAAGCCAACCUCAAAUCCUAUUCAAGAAGCACAAAAAACAGCCCACAGCUACGCUUAGUUCAGAGGAAACUGAGUUAGUCAGUUUAAUAUGCCGCUCUGCCAUGCAGUCCACAGGCCUUAACUGACUGAUCCUUCCCAUACUCUGGGUGAUGCAAUUGUCCAUUUGGCAUCGCUCUACCAGCUACCAUGCCCCACAGUGUGGUGCCUUAACCAAAUGAGCCAAAUAGCAGCCAUGAUUUAUGCUCUUUUUGGACUUUGUCUUCCACCCUUUGGGCCAUUUGAAAGCUAAAAGCAGGCUGUGCUGUCCCCCUUACAAAGUAGCUACAGUGUGUCUGGGACUGCUAUGUGCCUUCUCAGUGAUUGUCAUCAUUAUCCUGUUUGUCUACUUGGAGGUCCCCAAACAGUGUCCUGUGGGCUAUGUACAAUUCACCUCCCGAUGUUACCAUUUCUCCAGUGAGAAGGACGACUGGUUCAACAGCCGCAAGCUCUGCAAAAGACAGGGAGCGGACCUUGUGGUAAUAGACACCAUGGAGGAGCAGGUGUUUGUGCACAGUCACUAUACACAUAGCAAAUACUGGAUUGGGUUGAGGAAUUCAUCCGAAGAGAGGACCUGGCUAUGGGUGGACGGGUCCCAGCUCGACGUGGGGUACUGGGAUGACGGAGAACCCAACAACUUAGGACUGAAUGAGGACUGCGUUCACGGAUACAAGGAUCUUAAUGCUCUGAAGAACUGGAAUGAUAUAAAAUGUGACAACCACUUUAACUGGGUCUGUGAAACCAGCCGUCCGUGAGCCGUACGUCUCACACGUACACACGUGCACACACAUACACACUCACACACACACACACACACACACACACACACACACACACACACACACACACACACACACAAAUGCAUAUGAUGGUACAAAUGGUCUGUCCAAACAGAAAAACACAAGAUGUUAUUGUAUGUAUGGUUCUUUUUCACUGCAAUGUGCCCCUGUGACUUUUGAUAUUUCAAAUGAAUAAAUGUGUAAUGUUUA